This is a messenger RNA of Ruditapes philippinarum (Manila clam), 867 nucleotides long. RefSeq names its product zinc-binding protein A33-like. Gene Ontology annotation, molecular function: ubiquitin-protein transferase activity; zinc ion binding. The record is from RefSeq and is a predicted model, not a curated record. Gene Ontology annotation, cellular component: chromatin; nucleoplasm. Bases 1 to 867 code for a protein of 288 amino acids. NCBI's taxonomy places the organism in Eukaryota, Metazoa, Mollusca, Bivalvia, Venerida, Veneridae. Gene Ontology annotation, biological process: positive regulation of DNA-templated transcription. The transcript has a single exon.
AUGGCGGAAAGUUGUGAUAUAAAUGCGGGAAGUGAUGAGGUCCCAGAACGAGUGGAACAUGAUAAGGUCCCAGAACGAGUGGAACAUGUUGAGGUACCAGGAAGAGUGGAAAAAAUUUUGUGCAAACCAUGUUUAAAUGACAAAAAACGAACGAUAGCAGAAAAGUUUUGUUCGGCUUGUGAUGAAUUUCAGUGUUUGGAUUGUUCUAACGUUCAUUACACACACAAUUUCUUUAAAAAUCACAAGUUAGUGAACGCGAACGAGGCGAAAAUAAAACAAAGCUCGUUUGAUAUGAAAGGGUUAGACCAAUGUGAUCAACAUCAGGAAGUUCUAAAAUUCUUCUGCGAAGAUGACAAUCAGCUCUGCUGCAGCACCUGUGCUAUUCUUUACCAUCGCAAAUGCCAGAGCAUUUUGGAAAUUCAAAAGGUCGCUAAAAGAGUAUUCUUGAAAUCCUCACAGUUAAAGAAUAAAUUUGAGAACGUGAGACAGAAAACUGAAAUAAUAGGAAACAUAAUUGACUCCUCAAAAGAGAAACUAGGCAAAGAUGUAAAACAAAUACCAGACAAAAUCAGGCAAAUGCGGGAUAAAGAGAUGAAAAUGUUUGACGAGCUGAAGAUUUCCGUUGUUAAAGACGUUGAAUCGUUUAAGAAAGAGACAUUAGAAAAUCUGACAAUAAAGCAGUCACGGACUGAGAAAUAUCUAGCUGAUAUAAGGACGUGUCUGGAGACGAUUGACAACGUGUAUCAAAAUGGAACUGUGGUACAACGAUUCAUAGCUGAGCAGAAGAUGAAGAAUGACGUCAAUGUUCUUCACAAAAAAUGUCAAUGUAGAAUGUCAAGUUUAGAAACCGUGACUGCUACCUUUUGA